Molecule: messenger RNA, 2737 nt
Organism: Arachis ipaensis
Lineage: Eukaryota; Viridiplantae; Streptophyta; Magnoliopsida; Fabales; Fabaceae
Source: RefSeq, a predicted model, not a curated record
ACAUUCUUCUAUUUGGAUACACAAAAUAAUUAAAUUAAUCCUAACAUAAAUUAACUAUUAUUUAACAUAUGAUAACUUAUAGCAACUUUAACAACAAAUAAUACCUCUUCAUUAGUAUCAUUAUUUGGAUUACCAGAAGUUCUUUCUAAUUGAACAGCUAACAUCUCAAGGUCUACUCAUGAACUUUUUUAUUACAGCAUUAUCUUAAUAAGAGAUUUUAGUUCAUCUACUUCUUUUUGCAUCACAUCGACCUUACCCUCUAAUGUUGCUUUCUUAGCUACAUGUUGUUGCUUAAGGGUGGUAAUUUUUUCAUUUUUCUUCAACAAAGUUGAUGUGGUAACUCUUCCGUGACAUCGCACUCGCCCCACAUUCUCUUUCCUAAAUAUGGAUUAAAAAGCUCUAAUUGCCGCUUCUUUAGACUUUUUAUUCUCAGCUGUUUUUAAACACAUGAACAGCUUUUUAGGCCUUGGAAUCAAGAGAAAGUGCCUCAAAAAACCUUUGCAGGCACAGAUUUUUUCUUCAACUUAUUAACUUUCGUAUCUACCUCAACAUUUUUUAUGUACCUGGAAGCUUCAUAAACUGGACAAAAUUCAUCAUCUUCAUAUAUAUCCCAGAACAAAAUGCAAUCAUUGGGAUAGGCAUGAAUUUUAUUAUAACAAAAUCCUAAAUCUUUUACCAUGGCCUUGAUUUUAUUGAAAGAUAAGGAAUAUUCAAAUGAGGAAUUACUUAUUUCAAUAAUUCAAGUAGAGCACCAUUUUAUUUUUGGCAAAAUUGAAGGCUCAAUAAUCCAUUCCAAAAUCACUACAAGAAACUACUAGAAUAGCGAUAAAAAAAAUACUGAUUUAGCGACCAAUAUAAGAUUUAUAGGAGUAAACAAAUUUUGAUCGCUAAAUCGGUCGCUAAGUUUCAUUCAGCGACCGAUUUUAGCGACCAACAAAAAUGAUCACUGAUAGCAAUCGAUUUGGCGACCGAUAAUAUUUUUCUUCGACUAAAAUGAAGUUGGUCACUAAAAUCGGUCAUUCUUUUUUAGUUUAGUGACCUAUUUAGCAACCAAAACAGAAAAUUUCGUCUUUGGUUCUUUUGGGCACAAAAUCGGUCGCUAUUUUUAAUUUAGCGAUCGAUUUAACAACCAACAAAAAAAUAGGCUAAAACUAGUUGGUCGCUAGUUCAGUCGCUAUGCUAAGUUAGUGAUCGAUUAUAGCAACCAAUUAUAAAAUGUUUUUUUAAAGAUGUUGGUCGCUAAAUCGGUCGCUAUUUCUGAAUUUAGCAACAGAAAUACAAAAAUAGUGUUAUAAAUUAAUCGGUCACUAAAUUGGUCUCUAGUUUAAAUAAAAGGAAGUUACUGAGUUAAUUUAACCUUAACCUAGCCACACCAUCCUCAGAUCCCUCACACUUCUCACUAACCCUAAUGUGAUCACCUCCGAAAGCACAACACCCUCUCCAUUUUGCGCCGUCACUGCCGUCAUCGCCGUUGCCGCUGUCGUCUACUACCUGAAGCCUACAAUCUUCUUUGUCACUAGCUCACCGUCUCUCACCUUUUUCUUGCUGUCAAGCUCUUAUGAUUUCUCUCACCUCGAUCUCGAUCUAACUCUAACGAUCUCUCUCACCUUGAUCUCGAUCUCACUCUCCGCUGUCGCCUCUAUCUCAUAUCGCCUUUCCUUAUUGCUCUGUCGCAAGAAGAAAAUAAGCAUACAAUUGUUGUUGCAGAACUUUGCUUCUUGUUGUUGUAUACAAUCUGAGGAAGGACUUGGUGCAUCAUGGAGAAUAUGAGUGCUUGCUGAACACCGUGGAAGCAUGUGUCAUUGAUGCAUGGCCUCAGUUGAAAACAAGGUUCAAUAAUAAGGAGAAUGUGAAUGGAUCAAAUGCAAGGAAGGAGAACCCUUUGAUUAUAUGGAACAAUGGUCCUAAUUUUGUUGGAUAUGAAGCCCCAAACCUUGAUGAUCGGGAAUAAGUCACUGUGAUUAUUAAGAAUGAUGAAGCUGCUGUUGAUGAGGGGCCUGAAGAGAUAGAUAACUACUAUGGUCAAGAUAAGGAUCUAAUUUCAUUAUGGACUCAACCAUUAGAAUGUGCAUUAGGACAGCUUCUGUGGCAGUUACAACUUGGUGAGCAUUUCUAUUUUCAAAGCUAAAAAGAAUGGCAACAAUGUUGAACACAUCAUUGUGUAUUUAUCAAAGCAGUAUGGAGUACAAUGCUUCCUAUGUGUGCCACUCUUUGUUUGCAUACUUUGACAGAGAUGACAUUGCUCUCAAGGGAUUUGCAAAUUGCAGGUUCUUUAAGGAAUCAAGUGAAGAAAAAAGAGAGCAUGCUGAGAAGCUUAUGAAGUAUCAGAAUAUUCGUGUUGGUCGAGUAACACUGUAUUCCAUCACCGGUGCUCCCUCAGAAUUUGCACAGGCUAAAAAGGGUGAUGCACUCUAUGGUGUAUCAAGUUGCAUUAGUUUUUCUUUUUUAACUAGUCAGAGCAGUGUGAAAAGCUUUCUGAUUCCAUAAGCACUCCUGACCAUGUUACUUUCAGAAUCUCAUUUUCUUAACUGCAUACAAUAUUAUGUGCUACUUUUUUGUAAAUCAGAAUAUCAAUGUAGAUUUACAGGCUUAGUGUUGUAAGAUAUAAGUAGUAAAUGUACCAUGUACCAUGAAUUUGGAUUGUGGAUUGUAAGCCCUCAAUGUACAUUUGAAUUGUAGAUAAUAAAUUUGAUGUAUUUAUGAAUUUUGUCUCUUUUAAUUUCUAUAUUUCGAUAUA